Apis cerana (Asiatic honeybee) is the source of this 748-nucleotide messenger RNA. RefSeq names its product cytochrome c, testis-specific. Gene Ontology annotation, molecular function: heme binding; electron transfer activity. The record is from RefSeq and is a predicted model, not a curated record. Lineage: Eukaryota; Metazoa; Arthropoda; Insecta; Hymenoptera; Apidae.
UUUCCUUGUCCUUUCUACGCACGAUCUCGAAAAAAGGAAAGGAAGCAAUUCAAGUCGUAGAUCGUCAAUCUCGAUUUCGACUUCGAAAAUUGUCGAUAAAUUAUUUAUCCAGCGAGUCGUAGCAAAUAAGUAUAUUUUAUUCCGUGUAAAACUUCACGUCGUAUCUCGAUCGAUCACGACAUCUCGCUCGAUAAAACGAUACGAUUAAUUAACCUCGAAUUAAUUAACGUCGUUAUAUCAUCGAUAUAACCUCUUUUUUUUUCUUUUUUCGUUUCGGGGGGGGAAACGAUAAAAAAAAAUGGGAGAUCCGGUUAAGGGGAAAACGUUGUUCGUGAGAAUGUGCUCGAUGUGUCAUACCGUUGGUAAAAAUGAGAAACACAGGGUAGGUCCGAAUCUUUUUGGAAUAUUUGGCAAAACGUGUGGAACCUCGGCCGGAUUCAAUUACACCGACGCGAUGAAGAACAAAAACAUCGUGUGGAACGAGACCACGCUGGACGAAUAUUUACGUUUACCCAAAGAUUUUGUUCCCGGCACGAGGAUGGUGUUCACCGGUAUUAAAAAAGCUGACGAGCGUAAAGACGUGAUCGCUUAUUUAGCAACGUUGAAGUGAACAUUUUUGUAAAAUUGUCUUAUAUCUCGUUGUGGAAUAUCCUGUACAGUAGCGUUUCGUAACAACGUGUAUACUUAAUAGCAGUUGCGGAGUGAAUAAAACGAAUCGAGGAAAUUUUAAAACCCUCUCUUUACCGGA